Molecule: messenger RNA, 561 nt
Organism: Equus caballus (horse)
Lineage: Eukaryota; Metazoa; Chordata; Mammalia; Perissodactyla; Equidae
Source: RefSeq, a predicted model, not a curated record
AUGAGCAAUAACUUCUGCCGGGCCCUGGUGGACCGGCGGCCCAUGGCGGCCCCCGGCUGCAUGCAGCUGGGCGUCGCGCCCCCUGGACGGCAGGCGCCCCUGCCGCCCGCCGAGCCCCUGGGCAGCGUACCCCUCCUGCUGUACCCAGGCGCGGCCGAGCCGCCCUUCUACGAGGCCUACGCGGGCGUGUUCCCCUACGCGCCCUUCCCCGGCGCCUUCGGCGUCUACGACUGCCCCUUCGAGCCCGCCUUCAUCCAGAAGCGCAACGAGCGCGAGCGGCAGCGGGUCAAGUGCGUGAACGAGGGCUACGCGCGCCUCCGCGGCCACCUCCCGGGCGCGCUGGCCGAGAAGCGGCUCAGCAAGGUGGAGACGCUGCGCGCCGCCAUCCGCUACAUCAAGCACCUGCAGGAGCUGCUGAGCGCCGCCCCCGACGGCGCGCCCCCCGCCGGCGCCCGGCCCCACCGCCCCGGCGACGCGCCCCCGGCCCUGGCGCCCGAGGCGUCCCAGGCCUCCCGCUUCUCCUCCUCGCCGCAGUUCGAGUCGGAAGAAGCCAGCCACUGA